CCGGCUUCAGGGGUCGGCGCCACAGUGGCCGCCCACCGCACAGGCACACUAUAAAUGCCAAGUGCGCUACGAGAAACCUCCACUCGACGCUUCCUUCAGAACACUAUGAGGAACACUCUCGGCGUGUUGUGCGUCACCGUACUGUGCUUCGCGGUCAAACUGGGCUGCUGCGGAGACGUUGGCCCAGGCGCCCUGGGCCCCGGGGACUUGGGAGGACUAGGCGGCUUCGGCGGCCUCGGCGGAGCGGGUGGACCGGGCCUAGGCGGUGGCUUCGGCGACGGCUUCGGAGCGGGUCCCCUGGGUCUGGGAGCGCCGGGAGCCGCGCUCGCUGUGCCUCUGGCCACUACGGUGUCCUUCGUGCGGCAGCCGUUCAUCCGUGUAAGCUACGUGACCCGGCCCGUGGUCACUUACGUCCACCAGCCGGUGGCAACCGUCAGCCACACCAUCAGGCCUGUCGUCAAUCUGGGACAGGCGCUGGUCGGCUCCAACGUGCCCUUAGCCGGAGUGGGACCCGGGCCUGGAGACCUUAAAGGAGCGCACUACGGUUGGAAGAAGUGAAUGGCCCACACUUUGACGUUGAUUUUCCGUGCAGGAGCGCUCAUGUGACCGCUGGGCUGUCUCACCAACUAACUUUCAUGGUAUGACGAAACUCUCACCAAACUAAAAAAAGCGCCGGCCUUGUUCGCGAGGGAACGCAACCUGACGCGUCGCGACCGUUGUGUAGGCACCACAUGUUUUCGCUUAGCUCUACGAAUACUGGUAUUGCAAGCUACGAGAAGUAAUCCAGUCAUUUCUUAAGAUAUCAUUCUUCGCCUGCUCGCGGGUAUGCCUUUGAAGGGUUCGGAAGCUUGUGGAAUCAUUUGCACCUUGGUCCAUUGUUUUAUGUUACGCAACGAAAAAUGCGAAAAAAAAUACAUCCGCUCACUCAAGCUACCUCGGUUUUACGAUAGCGUUGUUUUAAUGAGUGCGCUUUUCGGGCUCAAUCUCUGAAGCUAAGGUGAACGCAAGCGAAUCGAAAUGCUUUUGUUCUCAGUGAGAUUUUUCUUAUGUCGCGUUUUAGCUAGGAGAUAAUGUGAGAGAGAGAAUGAAGAAAAAAAUAAGGGACGCUACCACUGCAGGCGACAGCCACAGCCUCGGUGUAAGUGGCACGCUCAAGUGCAAAAGGAAGGAGCUCCCACCAUUCGCACUAGGCUCAAUUUUCGCCACAUGGAAAGAAAAACAGGACUGCUGUUUUAUUUCUAGGAUCGUUUUUACAAACUGCAUUACAUCAUGAGCGACAAAGGUCAACAAUGGCCCUUUUAGAUGACGCAACAGUCGUAGUACAAGAAAUGGAGGCGGAGAAGGAGCCAAGGUGUGUCUUGUCGUGAAGGAAAAAUGGGAGCGGGGAUCUCUUUUGCAUCACAGACGAAAAUAUGAUGCUCCCUUGAGAGUCGUGACGGACAGCCGUUCUAAUUAUCAAUGUUCACGGAAAUGAAAAACACAGACUUUAAUGUUUACGUCCUUGGGUAGAUGACGUAAGGUAGCCAUGCUAUUCAUGCCCCUUUCAUUUUUAUCAGGGCAUGCGAAAUAUUAGUCAGAUGACUUCAUAGCGUUACCUCCCACUUUUCGGAAAGAUCUUUGCGGUCUUACAAAGCCUGUAUGGCUAUUAAGAAUGCACUUACCCCUAAGAGCGGAUGUGCGAGAAGUGAAGGUACAUGUCACUCUUUUCUAGUCGUGUUCAGACCACAAGAAUAUGCUCCAACGUUAUCAGCUGUCCUUCCUGUCCCCGAACGAAAGUGUUGGCAAUUGUUUUAUCGCUGCAUAUGUGACUAGUACAGAAGUAAUGCUACGUCUACUAAACAUAUAUAUACAUUCACCAUUGUGAAUAAUCAGGCUAGGAAAAUAAAAAGGAAUCUACACAUUUCCCGCGCAUUCUUGCGGGCGUUUGUAUUUUUGAUAUUCAGAAUAAAAAAAAAUAUGUUCACAGCAAAUUA
Messenger RNA from Dermacentor andersoni, 1973 nucleotides. RefSeq lists its product as uncharacterized. NCBI's taxonomy places the organism in Eukaryota, Metazoa, Arthropoda, Arachnida, Ixodida, Ixodidae. The record is from RefSeq and is a predicted model, not a curated record.